Molecule: messenger RNA, 1135 nt
Organism: Aplysia californica (California sea hare)
Lineage: Eukaryota; Metazoa; Mollusca; Gastropoda; Aplysiida; Aplysiidae
Product: proteasome activator complex subunit 3
Biological process (GO): positive regulation of endopeptidase activity; regulation of proteasomal protein catabolic process; regulation of G1/S transition of mitotic cell cycle
Cellular component (GO): proteasome activator complex; nucleoplasm; cytoplasm
Molecular function (GO): endopeptidase activator activity
Source: RefSeq, a predicted model, not a curated record
GUGAAUGAUUUCAUCGAACAGUUCAAGAAGGAGUCAGAGCAACUUGUGCGGGAAACUUUCCCCCAGAAGGUGUUGGAGAUUGAUGAACUCUUCAAACAAGUGAAAGCACAGAGUCCUCGUGAUCUGGAACAAGCAGUGAACAUUCCUUAUCCUGAGCCCCUGGAUGCUGUUGAUGAAAAUGACUCCUCAGAGCCAAAUCAGAAAAAGAGGAAAAUGGAGGUAGACACCAACAAUCACAGCUCCACCAUCACAGGUACCAGAGUGCUUGUUUUUCCUGGCGGAGCUGUGCCCUACAACAAAAAUGUUCACAGUUAUUGUGAGAAGACCAAACCUUUGAUGCGUGGGCUUAUGGAACAUGCAAACAUGGUAAGAAUGUGGAUCAAUUUUCUCAUACCUAAAAUUGAGGAUGGCAACAAUUUUGGUGUAUCAAUACAGGAAGAUGUUGUGGCAGAAGCAAGACAAGUGGAGAGUGAGGCAAGCAGCUACUUAGAUCAGGUCACACGCUACUAUCUUCAGAGGGCGCGGAUCAUUUCAAAGAUUGCAAAAUACCCACACAUUGAGGAUUACAGACAGUCUAUCAAGGAGUUCGAUGAAAGACAGAUGUUGAAUUUGCAGAAUGCAAUUCUUGAAAUGAGAAAUCAUUAUGCUUCCCUUCAUGACAUCAUCAUGAAAAAUAUUGACAAGAUCAAAGUUCCACGCUCUGCCAAUGCCCAUAACAUGUACUGAGCUUUCAAUCGAUGCUCAAUUUGUGUUCACUUCAGUCAAGACCAAGAGCAUGAGGAUGUUGAUGAAUAUACAGUUGAACAGAAUUGGAAUUAGUGGGAGAAAAUAACAAUGUACAUCUUCAGUGAUUUUCCUUCUCGACUAAGUCAUUGAAGGGGGGGAAUUGGGAAAGCAAGCUCCAGUGAAGAGGGAGAACCUGACUAUUUGUUACAGGUUCAAAACUGAACAUUACAAUUAGAAUAUGUAAGGAUAUAUAUAUGUGUGAGGCAUCGUGGUGAAAUCAGGCACUCGUCAAAAUAGGCUAAUACUUUUAAAAGAAUUAUUUUUUUUUACUUAAAACCUUUUUUGUCCAUUCAAAGAUACGUUUUAUGUGUGGAUUUAGUGGAAAAACGUCGAUUAAAGGCAAGAAAAA